UUGUGGUGUCUAUGCAAUCAAACCAUGGAGCUGUAUGACGGUCAAAAUACUAACCAUGGUGCACUUGUUGACCUGAAAAGGGCAGCCACCAAAAACCUUGAGCGGUGUAGGCUUGCUCUUCGUCUUGUGGACCAUCCUUUAAACAAACUGAGAGAGAAAGUGAAGCAUGACUGUUAUGUUUGGUCUGCAAAGAAACCUGAAUUGAUGGCAAGACAGAAGAUAAGGAAGGAUAAAGAGGCUGUUCUAGAUAAAUUAGCAUUUAAUCGAUCAAAGAAGACGAAUAGAAAAGAAGCACACAUUUUACGGCGAAGGAGGGAUCAUGAGGCGAAAGUAGAAGAUGUGUUGAAUAAUAAUUUUGGAGACAAAGUGAAAAUAGAGCAACUGUUGAAAUUUCAUUAUUCUUAGGUGCCAAACUUUUUUUUAUUAUUAUUAUAAUGUACAGUAGAAAUAACAAACCAUUAAAUUUUGCAAUGUACAGUAGAAAUAGCACAGAACUCAUUUUACAUUUUAUAUCUGUGUUCUUUAAUGAAUUGUACAUUUACACUUACUUUGAAUGGAAUACAUUUGUGUAAAUGAAGUUGUUUGAAAAUUAAUUGGAAAAAUACAAUCACCAACUGAAAAAUGAAAAAUCUAACUCAUAAUAAUAAGUGUAUGACAUAUAUUUGUAAAUAUAAAUUUU
Messenger RNA from Beta vulgaris subsp. vulgaris (sugar beet), 679 nucleotides. RefSeq lists its product as uncharacterized. NCBI's taxonomy places the organism in Eukaryota, Viridiplantae, Streptophyta, Magnoliopsida, Caryophyllales, Amaranthaceae. The transcript is spliced from 2 exons. The coding region runs from base 25 to 405 and encodes 126 amino acids. The record is from RefSeq and is a predicted model, not a curated record.